Molecule: messenger RNA, 1351 nt
Organism: Psylliodes chrysocephalus
Lineage: Eukaryota; Metazoa; Arthropoda; Insecta; Coleoptera; Chrysomelidae
Source: the annotation of a GenBank genome assembly
GUUGACUGUAUCCUUCCUACGUGAUGGUGUUCUGUACGUGACAUGUUUAAUUUUUUAAAUGUCUAUGUUUUGCUGCUUGCUUGUGGUGAUGUCCGUUAAGAAAUAAACUGAAUUAACUAAGUAAAAACUGAACAAGAAGCGUUUAAAUUGUAUUUUAUACUUAAUUAACUAUCAAUUUUUAUUUAUAAAUUGAUCGAGAAGCUAAUUUUAAGAUGCCUAGGACCAAGGUGACCAAAAUAACAAAGAACAAACCUGAUGAAGAAGGAAUAGAUAAAAAAUUGUUAUUUGCAGGGCUUUUAGAAGAAAGAAAAAAUUUUGAAUAUGAACUGAAGCAGUUGCAAGCAAACUUGUCAAUAUAUACUGAUGAAUUCUGGGCUGGUCUAUUAGGAAAAACAAGGAGUACACUUUUAAAUUUGAAAUUAUGUGAUUUGGGAAAAAUAACUUCAUUGUCACUGGAUUCAACAGUUGCAAUUGCAAGCAAUAAAUCCCUUUUAAAUCCAAUUAAAAGUUCUACAAAGAGCAAAAAUACAAUUUCUAGAAGUUCAUCAUUCGAUGAAGGAUACCUAACAACCGAGAGUUCUCGUUCAGUUAGCAGCGCAUCACAGAAGAGCAGAGGGCGUACCAAAACGCUCAGACCUUCAGAAAGAAGGAUGACUAGAUCUUUAUCCAGAAAUUCAACCCACCGUUUUUGCACUCCUUCAAAUAAAGGAAAACCUGAGGAAUUCGGGGCAAUUACACCGAAGUGUAAACCUAACUCCGCUCAAAUUCUUAUGAGACGUCCCAAGAAAGGCGAAAUAGCGCUUUCUUUUAAAGGAAGUCCUCUCCUGGUCAAUGGAAUCGCUGAAGACAUUACGGCCAACAUAAACAUUCCACUUGAUGAUGGAUCAAUGUUAAGCUUGCUACCACAACGGGGAUUAAGGAUGUCUCAGAUCCCCCCUUUGGACAGUGAAAUGUUAAGACAGUUAGAAACAUUACACCAACACAUUGACAUGGUUUUAAAUAAAAAUGGUUAAAUAUAUUAUUUGUAAAGAAGUGAAUUUGUCUAUGUUCUUUUACAAAUUUUUAAAUUUCUGUUCAUCAGUCUUGUUAUUUGUCUCACUUUUUGCAUUGUAUAAUUUUCUUUGGUAGAGGUAGUGGAUUAUCUCAUGAAGGAUGCAACCCUACACGAGUUUAAAGCCAAACUGUACAUUCAUGCAGUGUUGCAUCGUUUGUGAAAUAAUCUCCUAAUAGCAUUUUUCCAAAACGCUAGUACCAUUUUUUUUUCAAUUUCGUCUAUAUUUAAUUAUUUUUAAUUUUAUUCUAAUUUUAAACAUUAUCUUAAUUUGUUUUUCCUGCUAGUUCCCUCAAGGAG